Molecule: messenger RNA, 1202 nt
Organism: Ctenopharyngodon idella (grass carp)
Lineage: Eukaryota; Metazoa; Chordata; Actinopteri; Cypriniformes; Xenocyprididae
Exons: 2
Coding region: 8-1009 (333 amino acids)
Source: RefSeq, a predicted model, not a curated record
GAGCCCCAUGACAGUUUUCAUAAGUCAAAAACGGUGUCUUCUACAAUACGCAAGACAGGUCCUGCAUUUACUGAAAGUUACCCUACUUCGUCAGUGCCCAAAAAAUUCUGAAGAAACUAAAAUGGCAAAUGGAGGUCCAAUAACAAAGCUUGGUGUGUCCACCACUAAGGAUGAUGAGGAAAUACUUGGAGCUCAAGGUUAUCAGCUCCUCAAUGCUGACCUCAAUGAAGGUACUGGUAAAAACCGGGUCUUCCUUUGGUACAAGAAAGAGUGUGGCUUGAGACCGGUGACCAGGAUCCAGUUUUCAUUCUCAAGUGAAAUGAAAGCUGGUCUGGUUAAUGCUGGGUAUGAGCUGGUCAACAAGGAUCUGAAUGCAGGAGUUGGUGGAGAUCACAUCUUUCUGUGGUACUUCUACGGCAGCACCGAAUAUGACCUUCCUAUUGUGAACAUCGAGGUAAGCAAAGAUGCCAAAGAAGAGCCUGCUCUUCUGCAAGAUGGCUGGGAGAGACUGGGCUGUGAUCUGAACCGUGGUGCAGGAGGAAACUAUAUCUACCUGUGGGUGAAGAGAGAGAAGCCGAGCUACAUCUGCGAGAUCACGGCAACUGCUGACUUCACAUCUGACAAGCAAAAGUUUGAUCUUGGCUUCACUCGUGUGGAUGAAGACACCAAUCGUGGUGCUGGUGGAAACCAUGUCUACCUUUGGUAUCGGCGCACAACUGAUAAAAGCAAAGCUCUCACUGCUCUUAAUGUGUCCACCGACUUCCAGGAGAAUGUAAGGCUUCAGAAUGAAGGCUUCAAAAAGGUCAGUGUUAAUCUGAAUGCCGGAACCACUGGAAACGAUGUCUACGCGUGGUACCUGAACGAAGGAUGUGAAUCGCAGAUCAAAGCCAUGGUUCUACUGAUCAACCCUAACGCCUGGCCGGUGUAUCAGAAAGCUGGUGUCAACUUUGUUGACAAAAAUCUCAACGAGGGCAACAAAGGCCAGAAAAUGUACAUAGCAUACCAAUAGUGCUGUAGCUUAAAUAAUCAAAUUGGUGCCACUAUAUGGCAACUAUAAGCAAUUAUUGAAAAUCAUAAAACAUGAUUUAAAAGCAUAUUGUCAUUGAGGCUUUUGUAAUACACUCAACCACACACACUUCAGUUGGCUUUUGUGAUUUUGUUAUAAUGCAUUAUGAAAUAAAGGCUUUUUUAACCACAACAAA